GCAUACUUGCGCUUAAGUGGUGUGCAAUUUGCUGUGGAGGUGUGCAGCACAAGCAGCUCGUCACCGACAGGACAAUUACCCGCGUUGGAAAAAGGGGCGUACAUAUCGCCCGCGGCGCCGGACGAGUUUGUUUCCGCCGCAGCCGUAAUUGCGUACGCGAAGAAGAACAUCAAGGAUCUUGAUGCACACUUAUCACUGAGCCAACGCGCGGACCAACUGGCGUUUACAAACCUUAUUGACAGCAGGCUUAACGUCGCAACCAACGUCACGAUGUGGUGCGAGAGCCGUGGCUUCAACAUAGUGAAAAAGGCCGCGUACGGCACGAAGCUACCCUUUCCCUUGAACCAGCUUGUGCCCUGGAGCAAGCAGCGAGAGGUGCGGCGGCGGCUGGCGCAGACGGACAUGGAUCAGGUGUAUCCGAGAGCAAUGGAAGUGUUGGACGCAGUGGCGGACCACCUUCGAUCUACCGGGGCCCCUUUCUUCUUCGGGUCGCAUCCCACAAGCUUGGAUGCGCUUCUGCUGGGUCACCUGCUAUUUUACCGCUUGUCGCCCGCGUCUGCACCAGUGCUGCAGGACAAGGUGCAAUCCCAGCGCGUGCUCUGCGAGUACGUCGACCGGCUGAUGAGCCUAAACUUCUUAACACCCGCUACGCCACGUUCCGCGAUCGAGUCCGGCACCGGGGGCCCCAGCUGGUCGGAUGCAGCCAGGGGCCAGAAGAAGACCCCGGCCCCCACCGUGGAGCCCAGCUCUGCUGAGCGGCAGUUCCGACGCCACAGUUACUACUGGUUGCUGGGGGCCGGCACUGCUAUAGCGAGCUACGUCUUGCUCAGUGGGAGGUAUAUCCAGUUCGCAACGGUGAUGGAGCAAGGCGCCGUGGUAGGCCAAGGCGUCGGUGUCGCGGCUAAGGGUAAGGAGGAUGUGGCGCCAGCCGGCCCAGCAGACGUACAGACCCGGCAGCUACCACAUCAGCUGCAGGCGUCACUCCAAGGAAAACAUUCGAGACCGCCAGGCGAGCAACCGCAGUACCAGCCCCCGAGCCCCCGAGCCGCAGGCCUAGAAAGGACUCCCGAGGCGGGUGCAAGUGGAGGCACUUCGGCCGGCCGCCAGGGCAAGGCUAAGGCGGCUGCUGUUGCGGCGGCCAAGGGCGCAGCCAGCACUGGCCGAGCUGCCAAAGGUGCCGCUGGGGCAACGGUGGAGCGCGCCGGCGCGGCCGCCAAGGCGGGAUCCAAAGCGGGCGGCGAGGCGGCAGUCAGGAUGGGGGCGCAAGGUGCCAGUGGUGCUGCGAAAAUGGUAGAGCAAGGCGCGAGCGGUAUGGCCAAGAUGGCGUCGCAAGGGGUCGGCAGGGCGGCGGCCGUGGCCAGGGAGGCCCCUGGCGUGGUGGUCAGUGCUACCAAAGGCGCGGCCAGCGCCUCCCGGAGGGCAGUUGGAACCGCGGCGUACGGCGCACGGUCGGCUGUCCAGACAGGUCGCGGCGCGGCAAGUAUGGGUGCCUGGGCGGCGGGUGCCGGCGCCGACGCGGUGCAGCGGGGGGCAAUGCGGGUGGCGCAGGGCAUCCAGACACUGUUUCACCUUUGGUAUUUUGCGGUCGUACAGCUGCCGUACAGGUUGGCUGCUGGGAGCCUGCACAUGGGAUGGUUGGCUGGUAACUCUGCGGCUUCCGCUGCAUCCCGCGGCGCUGUGUGGUUUCUGGACUCGGCCACCUGGGCGGGCGAGCUCGCUUAUCGGUGGCUCCUGGACGGCAUCAUGCGAGUCAAUCGCGGCAUGGACGCCGCCAUUUCCGCCACACCGCCGCUGGUCAAGGGCCAGCUGGCGCGUGCGGCCGUGGUGGCUGCACCCGAGGGGCCGGAACUGGUAGACAGCCUUUAUAACAAGUCCCCGGCGCAGGUCGGCGGCAUCUUCCGGGGAUUGACAGCUGCCGCAGCUGCUGUGAAGCAGGAGCCCCUGGUUGUGGGCGGCGAGGUCAAGGGAGCCGGAGGUCCCGGUGGACAUGACCUCGUGGAGCAGGUCAAUGCGGCCCUGCAUGCAGCCUUCGACCGCCCUGACGUGUCCCUGGAGAUGGAGAAGGGGGAGCCGCAGCCGGAGCAGCAAGGGCAGCCGCAGCCGGGAGGGGCGCCGUCUGGGGCCGCUAAGGACGGCGGUGCUGCGGCGCUGCGCUCUGUGGACGUCCUGCACGAUAAACUCCUUGACCAGGCUCGGCUGCUGGUGUGGCAUUUCUGGAUGGUGGGCCGACUGCAGCUCACGGCGGCCGCCGAAGUAGCAGCCGUCACCCGGGGCAUGUGGAGCUGGCUACUGCGCUGCGUCGCACACCUGGGGGCGGCGCUGGGACUGCUGGCCGCGAUGGCCAUGGCGGCCGCCGGCGGAGCCGUCGUCGCCGCCGGCGCCUGGGCACUGGCAAGCGGUGUACGACAGCUACGUAUGGCAGCCACGUUGGAAGUCCGCGCGCGCCGGAUGUGGUCCCCGCUGGCGCUGCGCGCCAUUGACAUGGUCUCUGCGCUUGCGGGACCCUUGCUGCGCACCCCACCACUGCCUUCCCCGCGCGGGCGGGCCCUGGGCGGCGAGGAGAAGGUUGCGGAGGCAGAGGAACAGCCCGGCGUGCGGAAGGACGAGGAAGAGAAAGAGAAGCCGGCGCAUCCCGAGGCUGCAGCCAAGGCUGCUGAGGAUACAAAGCCGGAGACGGGUGGCAAGGAGGGCAGGGCCAAGGGGAUGGUGGCCACGGCGGCAGCGGCGGCAGCGCCGCUGUUUGAGGCUAUUCGUGGCGGCCAAGCCUACGCGCGGGACUCCCUUGCUGCAACACGACACUUCGUACAGAGCCUGGUACCCAAGGACCCCGAGCGGGAGGAGGCGGAGGCAGCCCGGGCCGUGGAGGCCUUCGCAGAGCUGUCGGCAGUGCUGCGCAGCUCCGAUAGGGCUUUCACCACCACCUGGCGCCUGGCGCAGGCCAGCAUGGCGGCCCUCACCGACCUGGCAGGGAACCUGAUCACUGAUGUGGCGCGCAGGUACCACAUCCCGAUCCCCAAGUUCGAAUGGUUCAAGGGCAAGGCCGCGCAGCUGGCACAGAACCGGGCUAUCGCGAGUUUCGCUAAGAUCGCGGGCACGGGGCCGGCAUCCGUUGUGGCGGGCAUGGUGGGCGCUCCCAUGCCAAUCGCCGCGGGUGGCAAGGGGUAUGAGAGCGGCGACGAUAAGAACGGCAGACAGCAGGGGGAGCAGGCUGCUGGUGGCGGCGAGGGCAAGGCGACUACCGGCGGCCGGGAGCAGGAGGUCGGGGAAUAA
This is a messenger RNA of Volvox carteri f. nagariensis, 3270 nucleotides long. RefSeq lists its product as uncharacterized. The record is from RefSeq and is a predicted model, not a curated record. The transcript is spliced from 16 exons. Bases 271 to 3270 code for a protein of 999 amino acids. Lineage: Eukaryota; Viridiplantae; Chlorophyta; Chlorophyceae; Chlamydomonadales; Volvocaceae.